AUGCCGAAAGCUGUAAGAAAGAUGCUGGAAAAUGGUUAUUCUCACGAUGAACCCGAUCGAAUACCAAAAAAUAUAACAAUUACAAAUUUAGAUUUAAUUAUGUAUAUUGUUGCUAUUGUUGGGCAUUUUGUGGAUUUAGGCCUGGAUAUAAAUAUAGCAGUACGAUAUUCAUUGUCAAGAAAAAUGUUGGAAUUUGGAUGGACUUUAGUAUUUAUUUUGUUACCAGCAUUUGUGAAUACUGCCGUUUCGAUACGCAUGUAUUCCCAAGAUAAAGAACAAGAUUCAAUAUCAAAUGAAUUCACAAAAAGAAAAUGGUUAAGGAUAUUUAUAUUGGUGUUGCAAAUGGCACCAAUUUUGCGUUUUACAGAUGCUCUUAUUUACGCUAUAAAGUCUCGCCGAGCUGAACGUAAGAAGGACCCGACCUCACAGCGCAUGUACUACGGGCUCAUGCUCAAGGAGGACUCGGACGCGGCAUUGUUGAGGAUCUUCGAGUGCUUCCUCGAGGCCGCCCCCCAGCAGGUGCUGCAGACUACCUUGUUGUUGCGACAGUAUGACCACCUGGCAGUGCACCAGAUGCUGUCGAUCAGCUCCUCCAUCGUGGGCAUGGGGUGGUGCCUGGCGGCGUACCAGCGCGCGGUGCGCUUCGCCCAGGACAAGGCCAACAUGAGCUGGUGCGGCACCAUCUUGCAGCUCGCCUGGCACUUCCUAGUUACUUUAAGUCGAAUAACAUCCAUAUCAAUAAUAGCAUACCUGUACCCUUACUGGACGGUGCUGGCCUGCUGUGUCCACAUCCUCAUCAUGACCUCAUGGCUCCAGUUCUUCGAUAAACCACCAUUCUGUUCACAAAACAAACUGUGUGAAGUGGCUUUUUCAUGCACACUCGGAGGAGUCUAUCUCUUCACCUACAUACUACCUAUUGAAGGCAAAACAAGGGAAAUUAGAAUGUCUUUAUAUUUUUAUCCAUUCUUAGCUCUUGGCAUAUUACCUUUUAUACUUGGAUUGGUCUUCAUGGUGUUAUACUAUGGGUUUUUUCAUCCAAAGACUUGUGCUGUGAGUGAUGUGAUGGUAUCUUUCAAGCGUAACGACGAUAUCGAAUUUAGU
Messenger RNA from Brenthis ino (lesser marbled fritillary), 1101 nucleotides. The record is from the annotation of a GenBank genome assembly. NCBI's taxonomy places the organism in Eukaryota, Metazoa, Arthropoda, Insecta, Lepidoptera, Nymphalidae.